AUGCCAGCUGCUGUUGCCAUUAUUGGCCCCCCACCAGUAACGGUUUUCCCUGACCCGGCGCCGCACAACGUCUCAAACAAAAUCCUGGCCAUCGAAAUCUUCUUGACCCUCCUCCCGCUUAUCCUGCUCAUCCUCGGCUUCUCCAUCUGCUGGUACAAAGAAUACCAUCCGUGCUUCGGCGUCGGGGAUGCGAUACGGGAUAGAUGGAAUCGAAGGCGCGAGAGGCGCGCCGAGGCUGAACGCCGCGCUGCUGUUGAGCGGGAGAACGGGGUCUUUGAGCUCCAUCGCGUGACUCCUGCAUCUGCGCCUGCGCCUGCCCUUGUCACUGUUCAGCCUCGUACUGAGCCCCAGCGUCUUCUUCGCGAGGAUCGCACUAGCACCUCCUUCUCCCAGCAGUCCCGAUACUACAUGCCCUACACCUCUAACUUCAACGAGCACUUUGAAGAGCAGAUUGAGCGGAUCGCGGAGCGUCGGCGUUUCCGCGAGCUUAUGCGUAAGCGUGAUCUCGAAAUGGGAUUUGGAGUUGAACUGGAGCAUGCGCGUGAGACUCAGAACCACAGUGCCAGCGCCGGUGGCCGCGAACAACCCCCUUGCUAUGAUUCUCUCCCCUUUUACUCCUCCCAGGCUUAG
Aspergillus mulundensis is the source of this 630-nucleotide messenger RNA. RefSeq lists its product as uncharacterized. The transcript has a single exon. Bases 1 to 630 code for a protein of 209 amino acids. NCBI's taxonomy places the organism in Eukaryota, Fungi, Ascomycota, Eurotiomycetes, Eurotiales, Aspergillaceae. The record is from RefSeq and is a predicted model, not a curated record.